UAAUGCUGUGCUCAACGUGAGUGGUUAGUGGAAAGUGCUUCCAGUGCCUGCUUGUUACAGUGACAUAAUAUCAAUGGCGGGACAACUGAAGAAAAGACUGAAGGAUGCAGUGCAGAUCAUUGGUUCUGGGAGCGUCCUGUUUGUCUCCUAUCUCACCGCUGUUGGAGAUGAGCGUUUCUAUGCCAACCAGCUCAUGCCCCUGCUGCAGAGGAUUGUUGGAGCAGAGACGGCCCAUGUAUUGGCGGUGAAAGUGAUUGGUAUGGGUCUGGUUCCUCGGAAUUGCUACAAAGAUCCUGUUUCUCUGGAAGUAAACGUCAUGGGCUGCAAGUUCAGGAACCCCAUCGGAAUUGCAGCCGGCUUUGACAAACACGGGGAAGCUGUGGAUGGGCUGUACCGACUGGGCUUUGGCUUUGUGGAGGUGGGAACCAUCACUCCUAAACCCCAGGAGGGGAACCCCAAGCCUCGUGUCUUCAGACUCUCCAAAGAUGAGGCUGUAAUCAACAGAUAUGGUUUUAACAGCUGUGGUCUGCUGGCUGCCCAGGAGAGGCUGAAGGCCAGAGCAGGAACCCAGGCAGAGCUCACUAAAGCUGGCUUGCCCCUGGGCAUCAACUUGGGCAAGAACAAACUGUCCCAGAGUGCAACAGGAGACUAUCUGGAGGGGGUGCGUGGGCUGGGGCCGCUGGCAGACUACCUGGUGGUCAACGUCAGCAGUCCCAACACCCCAGGCCUCCGAGACCUGCAGAGCAAGGAUGAGCUCAGGCAGUUACUGCACAAGGUGAUGAAGGAGCGUGAUGCACUCCAGGAGGGGUCAAAGCCCCCGGUCUUGGUGAAGAUUGCCCCAGACCUCAGCCCCCAGGACAAGCAGGACAUCGCUGAUGUCAUCACUGAGCUGGGUGUGGAUGGUCUGAUGAUAUCCAACACCACAGUCUCUAGGCCUGACAUCCUCAAAGAUCCCCAGAAAUGUGAAGUUGGGGGGCUGAGCGGCAGACCGGUCAGGGAACUGUCCACACACACGGUCAGGGAGAUGUACAGCCUCACAAAAGGCAAGGUGCCAAUCAUAGGAGUUGGGGGUGUUGCCUCUGGGCAGGAUGCCAUGGAAAAGAUCCGUGCUGGCGCCUCAUUGGUCCAGCUGUACACUGCCCUAAUUUAUCAAGGACCUCCAGUCGUCAACAAGAUCAAACGAGAGCUUGAGCAGCUUCUUACGGAACAAGGCUUCAGCAGCGUAUCAGAGGCAGUAGGCGCUGACCACAGAGACACAAACAGGACCACCCGGAUACAGAGUCAUCAGAGAGACAGCACUGCUACAGACUCAGAGCGCUCCGCCCUGGCUAGCACUUCCACUUGCUAGUUACAGGCUAAUUUCCGGAUUGAUCUCUGACUUAAUUAAUGGAGAGGGGAAAACCUGUUCCUCUGUACAGGUGUUGACGAAUCCAGACAUGCCGGAUCAGUGAUUGCUCCUUUCAAAGUCAGACAGAAAGGAAGGUUUUAUUUUGAGCGGAGACAGCUUCCUGCACUUACUUGAAGCCUGUACGUACAGUAUGUGUACACAGUAAUGACUUUGUGAUACUGUGGUAUCAUACCAGUAAUGCAAAGAAAAUACUGUCAAAUAUGGGCCUUCACAUGUAGCUUUAGAAUCACUUUGAGCAAAAUCUACAUUUUUGUCAUUUGUGCCAUCUCCAGUGUUUGCAAAGAUCUCAACAAACUGCAUCUUGGUUGGUGGUCUAGUUAAUGUAGGGAGAUGUCUGUGGUGUAAAGGCAGACUGUAAUUUCCCCAUUAACUGUAUGGAUUCUACUGGCUUGUUUGUUGCGUGUAAGUAGCCGGAAUUUUACUGCAAUCAUGUUGAUAGCGAAGAUUUGAGCCAGGAAAUUUGGACCUAACCUGGUCAUAAUAAAAUAGUGUUCUCUAUCCCAA
Hypomesus transpacificus is the source of this 1912-nucleotide messenger RNA. RefSeq names its product dihydroorotate dehydrogenase (gene dhodh). The transcript is spliced from 9 exons. Gene Ontology annotation, cellular component: mitochondrial inner membrane; cytoplasm. The record is from RefSeq and is a predicted model, not a curated record. Gene Ontology annotation, biological process: pyrimidine ribonucleotide biosynthetic process; 'de novo' pyrimidine nucleobase biosynthetic process. The coding region runs from base 74 to 1348 and encodes 424 amino acids. Gene Ontology annotation, molecular function: dihydroorotate dehydrogenase activity. Lineage: Eukaryota; Metazoa; Chordata; Actinopteri; Osmeriformes; Osmeridae.